AUGCCGCUGCACACCGCCCUCGUGUUCGCCCUUUUUCGGUCUCCUGGGAGGCCCCCGCCGCAACGGCCGCGUGCGCCUCGGAAUGCUGGUCAGAGCGCACGCCGGGAGAGGUCCUGGAGGAGCGGCAUCGGUAUUUGCUGGUUGCCCCAGCAGGUGGUUCAGCAGGGCAAGCGCUUGUCGGACGCGGCAGUCGCUGCCCUGCCCGCAUUUGCCUGCGAUGGGCCGCCAGAGCCAGAGUGGCACGCCAACGGCACCAUCGUCGGGCUUCUGAUCGACGUCGGCGGCACGAGUGGAUACUACAUGUUUCUGAUAUUGACAAUGUUUUUCGGCCUGGAGGCAAACAAGGACGAACUGCUCGCCUGCCACAUCGGUACUGGCCGCAUGCAGCUCGCAACGUGGCCCCAGGCUUGCUUGUGCGAGUACACGAAGGCGCACCUGCUGAUCUUCCCCACGCUGGCACUGUCGGUGGUGCUGGUCUUCAUGGGCCGUGACCUGCUGCAGAAGCGGCUGUACUACGGCCUGCUGCGCAGCGGGGGCGUCGUGGACUUCUCCCAGAACAAGGCCUUCAAGGACUCGCUCGUGCUGCUCUUCAUCGUGAACUACCUGCACGUGGUCAGCCACCUGGCGCUGAUGUACUGGGUGGCUCGACCGGCCUACUCGCACACGGAGGACGAUCCCUCGGUCGCCGCUCCCGGGUUCCUGCGGCACCAGGCGGACGCCAUGCGGAGGAACCUCGCCCUGGAGAGCGGGAACCUGCAUGCGCUGGGCUUCCUCUGGGGGACGGUCAUGAUACCGGGCACGCUGGUCGUCGUCUUCGUGUUCCUGGGCUACGAGAUAGAGAAAUCCCUCGUGCCACUGAGUCUGUACGUCCACGGGCUGAAUGAUUCCCAGGCGCCUGAAGCGGCGCUGCAGGGCCUGUCCGUAUUCCGAGACGCUUCUGCCAAGGCUGUCAUCGAGGACCCGUCGGGUCCCGUCGCCGCCGCCAGCGGCAGCGACCUCGACACGCAGUACAGGGCGGUCGUCGAUGCUGCGAGCCAAGUGCCCCCAUCACAGGAUCCAGGGACUUCGAGGGCCCCUCCAUCGGGCUGCGCGAGGCCCUGUGGCCCGUGGCCCUGCUGCUGCGGUCCAACACGCCGGACCGCGACGCGCGGACCUUCCGGUGGCUGUGGCUGGCCCUGGCCAGCGCCUCCAUCAGCAUGA
Molecule: messenger RNA, 1200 nt
Organism: Prorocentrum cordatum
Lineage: Eukaryota; Dinophyceae; Prorocentrales; Prorocentraceae
Source: the annotation of a GenBank genome assembly